Pseudo-nitzschia multistriata is the source of this 3332-nucleotide messenger RNA. The record is from the annotation of a GenBank genome assembly. Lineage: Eukaryota; Bacillariophyta; Bacillariophyceae; Bacillariales; Bacillariaceae.
CACUUUCCCUUUCUGGACUGGAGAAGGACAAACAAGUUUAGCCAUCCGUCUCCGCACCAGAUCGCUAGAAAUCAAUAGAAGAUAGAGCGCCGUGUGUGUAUUUGCACCGUGAUCUCACAUUGUGUAUGGAUCAAUGCUCUUUCGCAUCGACGUCUUCCCCCCAUCGGCCAAGGGAGGCAAUGGCAGCAGCGAUGGCAGCACACGUCCCUCUCAAACCCUCUACUGUUCCCCCUCCACUGUGGCCAACCGUCUCAAAGGGGGAAAUAUUGAUGGAGGAAGUAAUGGUAAGAACAACAGCGAUGUUGUAAGCAAUGGCGGCCUCGUGGUGAAAAUCGGACGCAAGGGCGACGUGGACGUUUUGUUUGGGACAGACCGUUCGAUCAGCCGCGAACACGCUGUCCUGCGGCUCGUCGGGCUGCCUACAAACCAGAAACCGAACACAGGGGCCGGUAAGUCAAGGACAUCCCCUCGGAGGAGCAGGAGAAGGACAGACUCCACGGCGUCGGUCAACGACAACAACGAAACCGUCGAGCAAGGGGGCGAAAAUUCCGGGUGGUGCGUGGAGCCCCGGAACGAACACGAGGCAGUGGCCUGCAGAAACAGUCCCUUCAAAAUGUGCCUCGUCCUCGAAAACAAGGGGAAGUCGGGGAGUUACGUUGCCUCCGAGGACACUUCUAUUGAUCUGGACAACGAAAACCAAAACGAUAACGGGGACAACGCAGGGGGCGACGGCCACGAUUCGGACGCUACCACGGACGGUGAGGACGGGGGCAUCGGAACGUACCAGAACUCGCAGCAGCAAGCGAGCCACUAUGGGUUGGCCACAUCGGUGGCCACGCAAACGGGGGAAAUCCUUGCCAGCAGAAACACGAUGCUGCAUUCCACAAAUCCAUCGUCCCCACAGGGCCUGCCGUCGCUCUCGGCCGCGAUCCAACACCAUUUUGGAAGCGGGACGCCGAUUAAGCUGACAAAGCUCGAUCCCGGUGAGUCCMAGGUACUGUCCUUCGAUGGCAGCGAGGCCGUGGCAACCAAGAGCAAAAUCAAUAGCAACCGACCACAUGACGACAAGGCCCACCGCAGGGAUCGCUCGGUGCUGGUCCAAUUUGGAAUCGCCCAGCUCCCCACCAUCCAAGUCACGCACAUCCCCAUGACCGCGGUCUUUUCGAGUGGCAUUCAGGCUUCGAUCAAGGAUUCGUUUCGCCUCUGUGGGGGCCUGGUCCAGGAGACCGGAACGCUCCCUCGCAGGCAUUCCCACGAGCAAACAACCACAACAACGGGCAACACGACCCAUCUCAUUACCAACAGCCGCGCAGCGGUGGCCAAGCAGCUCAUCGCGUGGUGCUAUGAGAUUCCAAUUGUCUCACCCGAAUUCGUCAUGGCCUUAGGAUCCCACGCCAGCCUGAAAGACCCCUUUCCAGUUCCGGGCGACUUUCCGCCUGUUGCCACGGACACCAGCUCCUUUUGGGAAUCGAAACCGUCCCAGGGCCUCUUGUCCGGAUACGUGGUACUCAGCACCGAUCCAUGCCCAGAGGCAGAAGCGCUCGUCGAGGCCUCGGGUGCCAAACUAGAGAUCAUUUACGACGAACAGAAGCGACAAAAGCAUACAAAGGCAAGUGUGGCAGCCUUUCUGGAGCACGCCGAGGGAUUGCUGAAAGGGAAUCGGGCGGUGGUGCUCUUGGCACCGAUGUCCAAGAGCAAGCUCUCGAACGCAAACACUGUACUCCUUGUUAAAACACUCCGCGAGGAUCUUGGAAUACCAACGGUCACUGCCAAAAUGCUGGCCAAGACCAUUUCGAAACAAGAGUCUUCGAUAGUGGGGCUCCAACCACCGGUUGGAAACCACGAGAAGGCAUCUCGUCCUUCUUUGAAAGAAACGAGCAGCCGUCCUUCUCUCACCUGCGACACGACUGAAACCCGAAGACGAGAACUUGAAUCCCAGACACACCAUAGAGGCUCCCAAAAGCGCGCCUGGGAAGAAUCUUCCACGGCGGGAGACCUAAGUUCCUUGUACCCCGACCGCCACGAGGAGUCUGGGUUCGAUCUCAACAGCAACGGGAUCAACGAGGAAACCACCCCAGAAAGGUCAUCAUCCCAAUCGCAAAAGAAGCGUCGGAUGGAACAAGCGAUGCAGCCACCUUUGGCGGAAGCUACGAAAACCAUCACCGCAGACACCGCCAGCGAAAGCAGUCCAACGCAACUGGGAGGGGCGGAUGCAAACGGGUGGUUCAGACCGGCUCCGAGGGACGAUCACGAACGGUCAAGGUGGAAAAAGCGGGCGUCGGAAGCCUAUCGAAUAAAGACGGGUGCCGGGUUGGAACGGUCGGCUUCCACCGAUAUCGAACUCUUGAGCGUCCCAGCUGCGAACCCGGGUGUUACUGCCGUGAAUAGAGCAAGAAACUUAACCGGGACAAACAACAAUCAUCGCUACUACCACCAUCGGCGGCCCACACGUGAAAAUCUUCCGGAUUUCAAAGCUUUUCGCAAGAACCGCGUCGUUCCGAGUGUGGAGGUGGUUCUUCUGGCCGAAGCCCUGUCGGCUUCCAAAAAGGAACAGCUGGAAAUGAGCGCGGAAGAACACCAGCUGGACGAAGAACAGCGCCUGGCGGAGGCCCUGUUCCGGGGAGAGGCCGUUCCCGGUGGACAAAGGAGACGGCGGGGCCGCAGUUGAUGCGACUUUGCGCCCCUAGAACGAAACGGGCAGAUUCCAAGAGCGAGAGUGAGAGCAACCGUGUGAACCGUAGUUGUUCCGGAUACAAUUGAACACGAAUGAUCACGGUUCUAUUUGGCGGUAGCAAGAAGUAUUCUGAACUCGGACGAUAGAAUGUAUGAGGGCUACAGGAAAUUUUAUAUUCUUUGUCGUGGUAUCAAUCAAAACUGCUUCCCGUCCGCUUUGAUUAUCAGCCCCGAGCAACAGUAUCGUUGAUUUUCAGCCCCGAGCAACAGUAUCGUCAACGAGCAACUACGACUAAGUGACAUAGAAGUCUCUUUGCGGGAUGGCAAAGAGACUAUGGUCAAUUUGUCCGCUCUCACGUUUCUUGUCCAGAAGUAAUUCUCUCUCCAAGGAGGUGUUGAUUACAAAAAACAUUUCGAUUGGAGUGCUCAAUCAUUAACUAGAGACCCAACUGGACAUUGGCCAUAUUGUAGGUUUAGGCAUGGGCUAUUCCUUUUCCAGGCAAAAACCUGCUCUUUUCCUCUAGUACCAUUUUUACUUCAUGAAUUUUCUACAAUGAUACGACUCGACGUAGCACCUUCCAGAAACAUCUUUUCCUUCCCAACGGAUACAGCAGAAGCCAGGUCACACACACGAUAAGCAACAAACACUACUGUAUCUA